AUGUCUAUUAGACCAAACCAAAUAAAUACUGACACCAAACAGACAGCUAACAAUAUUCUACCCUAUUAUCCUAAUCCACAAUAUGGAUAUAGAUCAUCAUCGUCAUAUUAUCCAGGAUAUAUGGACCCUUAUAUGUAUCCUUCACCUCCAUAUAAUAAUAAUUCAGAAUAUGCUAACUAUCCAAUAAACGAGUACGGUCAAAUGACAGGAGGACCUACAUAUUUUCCUCCUAUUGUCAAUCAACAUCAAUCGGGAUAUUAUAUAUAUCCUAGUUAUGGACCCAAUGGAUCAUCCGGUGCAACUUAUAUGUAUCCUUCAAGAAAUGAUCCAAUAUAUUAUCAAGAUUAUUAUUAUCAUCAUCCGAAUUCUUAUCCUGGUUAUGAAACAGCAAGACAUGAAUAUUUACCCCCAUUACAUCAACAUCGACCUAUUUCAACUCAAUCUGUUGCUUUACCAGUUGAAGAUGAUUAUGAACAAUUUAAUGUUAUUGAUUUGACUGGUCGUAAUUUAUUACCAUCGAGAUCAACUGAAAGAGAUACUAAACGAAGGAAUAGACAUCAUAAUAAACUUAAAAAAAGAUAUGGUUAA
Rotaria sordida is the source of this 588-nucleotide messenger RNA. The record is from the annotation of a GenBank genome assembly. NCBI's taxonomy places the organism in Eukaryota, Metazoa, Rotifera, Eurotatoria, Philodinida, Philodinidae.